GACUUUGAGAACGUGGUAGCUGGUGAGGACCUUCUUUUCUGGUUUGGAUAACAAAGAUUUUUUAUAACUAACCAAAAACACACCAGAGCCUGUCGUUGCCAAUGGGAGCAAAUUACUCAUAGUGGGCAGAACAAGCAAGGAGUUCGGCAGAGCCAAGCACAAAUUCUUGGAAACAUACAACUGUAUGGAGAUCAAAUGUUUCAUCGAUGAGCAAAUUUGCAGAAUGUCGGCCAAAAUCCAUCUCGCUCCAUCUUCUUCCACUGCCGGCCACUGGGCUUCCUCUCAUCACCAUAUUUGGUAGUGAGUGUUAAACUCCAACCGGAUGCGUCAGAUUUACACAUCCGAUGAAAUAUCGAGCUCAUUGUUCUAUCUGUGUGAAUAAUCUGUGUACCUACACUACAACAUGACCUAUAGUGUACGUAGUUGCGUCGUGCGUAGCGGGUGGGACAACGCUCGUGCACUGCAUUGUUGUGGGGGGAGAGCUCGAGCUUGCAGUUGCAGCCUCAAAACGGUUCCAGGCUAUAGGGAAGAAGCCAAUUCAGAUCCUUGAGCAAAUGCUUUUAUGCGCAUGAUAGAACCCAAUCUAGUAUUUAACAAGACGCAGAGGGCUCCCAACUGCAUUCUUCUCCUUUAUUACUGAAAAAGCCUAAGCAUCUUCCGCUGGAUAAGAACAUUGUGUACGGAAUUACAGCCACUGAGCAGGCCACAUCGCCAUUGCUUUCAAAGGCUGUUGACAAGCUACUAUCUUCAACCAGCAAAGCUGUUUCUAGUUCUAAGCUGUUCAGGUGUCGAGGAUGAGGAAGAAGGCUCGGUACCACAGGGUCCCCGAGCCCCAGCGGCCGCCCUCCCCCAUCCAGCCAUCCCCCAACAAACAGACUCUGACCUAUGCCCAGGCCCAGCGCAUGGUGGACAUGGAGAUUGAUGGCCGGAUGCACCGGAUCAGCAUCUACGACAAGCUGGACGUGAUCUCGGAUGAUGACCCUACGGCUCAGGAGAUUAUGGAGUGCACCAGCAACAAGGAGAACAUGGAGAAGCCUCAGCAGACGCUAAUGCGCUCCGUCCGGUUAAAAAACAACCAGGAGAAGAGAAGUGCAGCUGCGGUCGCACAGAACCACACAACACAUGGAGCUACAGCAGCACCAGUACAGACACUUCCAGAGGCCAAGAUCCGGACUGUGGAGUAUAACCUACCAGCGGUCCCCAGGAGGCCCCCAGUGUACUAUAAGUAUGUGGAGAAGACGUCAGAGGAGUUGGAUGAGGAGGUGGAGUAUGAUAUGGAUGAGGAGGACUACGCCUGGCUGGAAGUAGUUAAUGAUAAGAGGAGGAGUGAGGGCGUCAGUCAGGUGUCCCACAACGUGUUUGAGUUCCUGGUGGACCGCUUUGAGAAAGAGACACAGAUGGAGAAGGUGAGCAAGGGCCAGGACAAGCUGACCAUAGACGAGGAUGCUGUCUGCUGCAUCUGCAUGGACGGAGAUGGCCAGGACAGCAACGUCAUCCUCUUCUGUGACAUGUGCAACUUGGCAGUGCACCAAGAGUGUUACGGUGUCCCUUACAUCCCAGAGGGACAGUGGCUAUGCCGGCACUGCCUCCAGUCGCCCACCCAGCCUGCAGGCUGCAUACUGUGUCCUAACAAAGGUGGAGCAGUGAAAAAGACUGACGAUGACCGCUGGGGUCAUGUGGUGUGCGCCCUGUGGGUGCCGGAGGUAGGGUUUUCCAACACAGUCUUCAUCGAGCCCAUCGACGGAGUCAGCAACAUACCGUCCGCCCGCUGGAAGCUCACCUGCUACCUCUGUAAGGAGAAGGGGGUGGGGGCCUGUAUCCAGUGUCACAAGGCUAACUGCUACACCGCCUUCCACGUCAGCUGUGCUCAGAAAGCAGGACUCUUUAUGAAGAUGGAACCAAUCAAGGAGUUUACAGAGACCGGCGAACCAACGUUUUCGGUGAAGAAGACUGCUUACUGUGGAGCUCACACCCCCAAUAGCUUGGUCAAAAGACCCCUCACCAUCUACGAGGACGCCAAACCCAAAAAUGGAUUGUGUUCCCCUCUGAAAGGGGAGAAGAUGAGGUGCGCCAAUGCACUGACGAAAGGCAGGAAGAGGAAGAGCAAGAAGGUGGAGCCAGAGGAAGAGGUCCCACCCGUGGCUGUGCCUAGCUUUCCUCCCCAAAGGUUAAACACCAUCCUCAACCGGGUGUCUAUGCAGAAAAAGAAGGUGUUUGUGGAGCUGGCUCUAAACUACUGGACUCUAAAGAGACAGGCGAGGAACGGAGUACCCCUCAUCAGACGACUACAGUCUAGCCAACAGUCCCACCAGAAGACCCAUGCUGCACAACCGAAGGAGAGUGAGGAGGAGAGCCGGGCUCUGAAGGAGCAGCUCAAGGAGUGGCAUCGUCUAAGACAUGACCUGGAGAGAGCCAGGCUAUUGCUGGAGCUCAUACGCAAGAGGGAGAAACUCAAGAGAGAAGAGAUGAAGCUGCAGCAGAGCCUGUUGGAGGUCCAGCUGACUCCCUUCAGUAUCCUGCUCAGGUCUGUGCUGGAACAGCUACAGGAGAGAGACCAGUCCUUGAUCUUUGCCCAUCCUGUCGACAUCAAAGAGGUGCCUGACUACCUUGACCACAUCAAGAACCCCAUGGAUUUCUCCACUAUGAGGAAACACAUUGACAACCAGGCCUACAGCAACCUGGAUGAUUUUGAGUCUGACUUCAAUCUCAUCAUCUUCAACUGCAUGAAGUACAACUGUAAGGAUACCUUCUUCCACCGGGCGGCCGCCCGUCUCCGAGACCAGGGUGGGGCUUUGAUCAGGAAGACGCGGAGGGAUGUGGAACGAAUCGGCUUCGAGAAGGACAGCGGGAUGCACCUGCCCGAACCGCCCAAGAUUGAAGCGCCUCCACCGUUUUCCUGGGAGGACGUGGACCAGUUAUUGCUCCCAGCCAACCGGCAGCACAUGCCUCUGGAGGAGCAGCUGAAAGAGCUGCUGGAGAAACUGGACCUGACAUUCUCCAUGAAGUCCAGCCCGUCACGCUCCAAACGCCUCAAGCUGCUCAAGAAAACCAUCAACGACGUGCGCAGCGAGUUGAGCUUCGGCCUGAGGAGGGCGUCCCACCACUCCCAUUCACACUCUUCUCCCUCCCAUCCAGAAAGGAGUAAAGCUGGGGAGGCAGAGGGCGUGAAGAACAAUGGAAUGAGUCCUGAUAAUGAGGGGGACAAAUCAUUACCUCCCAAAUUGGAACCCUCUGACUCCCUAACUCCUCUCCUGCACUUCGAGAGUAACUCAGAACCCCCUACCCUCAAACCCAUCCACCCCAACCACACCCCGGACAGCAAGACCCAUGGACAAGUCAAAUUUGACCGGGAGAAACCCAACAAUGCUUCCUCCACCACUACCAAGACCCUUCUCAAUGGCCACUCCGAAUCCCAGAAUCCCCUGCUUCUUUCAAAGGGGGACAUGAGUGUGGUGGCCACCUCCACCCUGGCCCAACCCUCGGGAACGACUGUCAACCGCCGCACUGCCGUGCUCUUCAGGAAGUCCAAGACCACUAGCUCUGGGAAGAACCAGGGUGGGAGAGGAGGCGGCGAGGCCCAGACAGGGUGCCCUCAGCUGGGCACCAAGACCUUCCUGUCGGUGAUGAUCCCCAGGCUGGAGACCCUCCUCCACCCAAGGACUAGGAAGCGGAGCCACAGUCCCCGUGGAGUGUAUAGCGAGGGGGGUGGAGAAGGGGAGGAAGAGUCCCCUGUCAAACACAUUAACACAGGCCUGUCUAAUGGUUUUGCGAUGGAGGAGGUAAUUGAUGAAAAGAAAGAGCUAGGUGCCAGCAGGCCUCUAGAAACUAGGAGACGGUGUGCCUCUGAGUCCAGCAUCUCAUCUAGUGGUAGUCUGCUGGGCAGCACCAGCACUCUCAGUCUUCCAACAUGUGGUAAAGGCAAACCGGCCCUGGUCCGAAGAAACACUGUGGAUGAUAAGAACGACCUCAUUGCCUGCAUAGAAACCGGGAACUUUGCCAGAGCUGCUAGGAUUGCCGCCGAAGUUGGCAACAGCAAUAUUUGGAUGCCUGCUAGUGCUGCAACAGUUGUUCUGGAACCUUUAAAGCUUGUUUGGGCAAAAUGUAGCGGAUACCCUUCCUAUCCUGCCUUGAUCGUCGACCCCCACAUGCCCCGGGUGGGAUGCCAGCACAAUGGGGUGUCUAUCCCCAUGCCCCCCCUCGACGUCCUCAGGGUUGGAGAACGGAUGCAGUACAAGAACGAAGAAAAACUCUUCCUCGUCCUUUUCUUUGACAACAAACGCAGCUGGCAAUGGCUUCCUAAGUCUAAGAUGGUCCCUCUGGGGAUUGACAAGACCAUCGACAAGAUCAAGAUGAUGGAGGGCAGAACGUCCAGCAUCCGUAAGGCUGUUCAGACGGCCUUCAAACGUGCCAUGAACCAUCUUAGCAUCGUUCAGGAUGAACCUGUCAGCGACAUGAGCGAUGUGGACUAACACACACUUACUCUCCAUUACACACACCCAACCCCCUGAAUUACUGCUCAUGGCCUUGUCCUGUACCUGAGUCUGGCAUACUCUUUCCUUCUCCUAUGUCAGUCUUUCCAGAGUUCUAUGCUGACUGUGUUUACCAGGUGCCUGGCUACCCCCUGGCUUGAUACGGUGCCUCCUUCCUCGUCAGCCCCCGCCCGCUGGUCUGACGGCUGCUGCUUUAAUGAAUGUGCCCGAGUUCCCCUCCUAUCUACCUUUCUCCAAGGUCGUGUUCUAAUUGAAAACUAAUUGAAACAGGGUGGGUUUAAUGGACUUGCCCAAAAAGAAUGCUCAUUUCCGUUUUCUUUCAAAACAGUUUUGAUAUGUUUCAUGUUGUGUUCCAUAAGGAACAUGACCCCAUAACUGUGCUGCAAGACUGCUGCCAUGAUCCUCCUCUAUGCCCUAUGACCAUGCCACUGCCAAGAUGGGCUGCUUCUUCCUCACCUCACUCAUCUCACCUUAUGCCAUUUAUUUCCACCCAAAACUACCUACCAUCUUUUAAAGUUAACUGUAAAUAACUGCAAUAUUUGUCUGACACACUAACUUAUUGUGUAGAUUGAAAGAAAUUGGUACUGUACAAUGGCUUUUCUUACUAGUAUUUAUACUUUUUGGUGAAUUAUGUAAGCACUAUGGUGUGGUAUUUCCAAGUGCUGUGUAAAAAUCCUUACCAGUGUAAAAUGUUUUUUUUCUUUUUUUUUUCCUUUUACAGUUUUGUAUUUUCUUUAAGUUAUUGAAGUUUCUAAAUAUAAGCUUCCCUUUGGCAUUAGUCCUUUUGUAAUAUUUUUUUUUUACGAUAGUUUUAGUAUAUUUUGUUCGUACAUAUUUAUAUGAUUGAGUGCCUUCGGAAAGUAUUCAGACCCCUUGACUUUUUACACAUUUUGUGAGGUUACAGCCUUAUUCUAAAAUGUAUUAAAUUGUUUUUUCCACCUCAUCUACACACAAUACCCCAUAAUGACAAGGCAAAAACAGGUUUUUAGAAAUGUUUGC
Salmo salar (Atlantic salmon) is the source of this 5489-nucleotide messenger RNA. It is a transcript of the gene brd1a, whose product is annotated as bromodomain containing 1a. Gene Ontology annotation, biological process: regulation of transcription by RNA polymerase II. NCBI's taxonomy places the organism in Eukaryota, Metazoa, Chordata, Actinopteri, Salmoniformes, Salmonidae. Gene Ontology annotation, molecular function: protein binding. The record is from RefSeq and is a predicted model, not a curated record.